Molecule: messenger RNA, 2192 nt
Organism: Phyllopteryx taeniolatus (common seadragon)
Lineage: Eukaryota; Metazoa; Chordata; Actinopteri; Syngnathiformes; Syngnathidae
Product: nucleobindin-2-like
Exons: 13
Coding region: 141-1454 (437 amino acids)
Cellular component (GO): extracellular exosome; endoplasmic reticulum-Golgi intermediate compartment
Molecular function (GO): calcium ion binding
Source: RefSeq, a predicted model, not a curated record
GUCACCAUGGCGACCUCCCCCGGCUAGGAGGUGGAUGCCACGAGCGGCUUGAAUUGGUGGCAGGCGGCAGGUGUAAACAUAAACAAGCUAAGCUAACAAGACGCUCGUUCAAGAGUCAAAAGUGCAUCUGGAAGUAACAGAUGGAAAUGGUGCGAGGUAAAGCGCUGGCCCAUUGCGCUCUGCUUCUGCUGAGUCUGUGGCUGUGCAUUAACUCACUGCCCAUUAGUGUGGACCAGAGCAAAGAGAACACAACCUCCAAACAGGAAGAACUGGAUGCCCCACAAAGUUCAAGCACCGGGCUACACUAUGACCGCUAUCUGAGGGAGGUCAUCGAGUACCUGGAGAAAGACCCACACUUUCGGGAGAAGUUAAAAAAUGCCAACAUGGAUGACAUCAAGCAAGGCAAACUUGCCAAAGAGCUGGACUUUGUCCACAACAAUCUGCGCACCAAGCUGGACGAGCUGAAGAGGGAGGAGAUGAACAGGCUGCGGAUGCUCAUAAAGGCCAAACUCGACUUGGUGGCGGGGGAUGGCUGGAAAGUGGACCACCAGGCCUUGCUGAAACAGUUUGAGCACCUCAACCAAGACAACCCGCACUCGUUUGAACCAGACGACCUGGACCGCCUCAUCAAAUCGGCCACUAAGGACCUGGAACACUUCGACAUGGAGCGCCACGAUGAGUUCAAGCGCUACGAGAUGAUGAAGGAGCACGAAAGGCGGGAGAAGCUGAAGGUCAUGACGGAGGAGGAACGCAAGAAGGACGAGGAACGCUACGAGGAGAUGAGAAAGAAGCACGCUGACCACGCCAAAGUCAACCACCCGGGAAGUGAGGAUCAGCUGAAGGAGGUGUGGCAGGAGUCCGACGGUCUCGACCCAAACGACUUUGAUCCGAAGACCUUUUUCAAAAUGCACGACAAUAAUGGCGAUGGUUUCUUUGACGAGAACGAGCUCGAGGCCCUCUUCACAAAAGAGCUGGAGAAGGUCUACAACUCCAAGAAUGAAGAAGACGACAUGGUGGAGAUGGAGGAGGAGAGGCUACGCAUGAGAGAGCAUGUCAUGGCCGAGGUGGACACCAACAAUGACAGACUGGUGUCAGUCGCCGAGUUCCUGGCAGCCACGAAGAAGCAGGAGUUCCAACAAAAGGAGGGGUGGGAGACCUUGGAGCAGCAAAACUCCCUGUUCACCGAGGAGGAGCUGGCAGCGUACGAGCAGCAGCUGGCCAAUGAGGGCAAGAUGAUCCUGGAACAGGCGCUGGAACUACAGAAGCAAAGGGAGGAGCUCCAGAAGAAGCAGGAGGAGCUCAAUGCUCAGAAGCACGACCUUCAGCAGGCCAUGGAUGAACUGGAGAGGAGAAAAGGCCAAUCCAAGCCUGACAUCAAAGAUUCUGUAGCAACAGGAGCUGGAAGUGAAACGGCGUUAAACGGGCACCAGUCUCAAACGCCUCCCGUGCUCUGACACUCUUAACGGGUCCCAACAGUGUAUGUGUGUGCGUUUGUCAUUUCAACCUUCUGUCCUGUCCAAUUUUGUGUUUGUUUCAAAUACCACUGGAUAAAAUAGGGUUGCAAACAGGUGGAAAUGUUCUGAUACAUUUCCAGGGGAAUUUUGGAAGUAUACAUGCGAGGGCAUAACGGUACCUUAAUUGCUCCAUUAUAGUUUUUUCACUGAACUCGAGUGGAAGCUCGCUCGUUACUCAUAUUUUGGCUCGCAAUACAAAGCAAUAAAAUUGACCAAGUGACAGCAAGUUGUCGGCACUCGUAAGAUAAAGUAAGCCGCUACAGUGAAAUCUGGUUGUAUUAGUCAGUGUUAAUGUAUGUGUUGGUACAUUUCCUGUUUAUUCCCAUAAAUUAAAGUUUGAAAUUUUUAAAAUCCUGGAAUUUUGCAACCCUAGAUGAAAUUGGGCCCAAAAUGGCUGCUUUUCUUUACACUGUAAAUUGUUGCCACUGAAACUCAAGGGGAAAUGAUUCAAUGUAUUUAUUAAUUUAAAUCUACAGCUACUGUUGUUAUGACAACCACAUCCCUGAAGACCUUUACACUUCAUGUACUUUAAUGGAUUAACUAAUUCUAUUUUUGGAAUGAGCCCUUUAUGGUUUAUUAUGUAUGAAUGCAUCUUUUUCCCAUCACAUCAUACUUUCUAUGGCUCAACAUUUCAGCACCAUCUUGUUCUGAGAGACAAUAAAGUGAAUGAAGCAGCAA